This is a messenger RNA of Striga asiatica, 360 nucleotides long. NCBI's taxonomy places the organism in Eukaryota, Viridiplantae, Streptophyta, Magnoliopsida, Lamiales, Orobanchaceae. The record is from the annotation of a GenBank genome assembly.
AUGUAUAAUCAUCUUGCUGAAACAAGUAGUGCUCCACAAAGAAGAAAAAAUCAAAAGAGUUUGGUGGGGAGUGCUGCUCAUAGAAAAAAGACCAACAAACUACAUUUUCAUGACACCGAUGAUGAGGUUAUUAAAAGAUUGGAAGAAUGUCCACGUUUGACAGAAUCUUUAAUCAAAAAAAUUUUAACAGUCCUUGAACAAAAUCCAUAUGUGAAAUUUUUGAAAAGGCUUAGGGAUAUACCCGAUUUAGAAACUUAUGAAAUAGUUUUGAAAACUUUGCCUAAUGUUGAUCAAAGAGUCUUUAACCAACCUCAAGUUUCUCAAAUUGCUGCACUGUGGGUUGAGGGAGAGGAAAAUGGA